AGGAGGAAAUGACGAAGAGAGUCGGGCGCUGAUUGGCGAGCUCUGGCCGGGAGCGGAAGCCGGUGUUUCGCAGCCGAGAGCAUUUGCAGCUGGUCACUCCAGCCUCCUGGGACUUUGACUCGCCCUACUCGGUGCGCUCCUGCCGAGGGUCGUCGGAGAUGUCGCUCGGCCGCCUUCUACCAGGAGCCUGAUCCGUCCCGCCCGCCGCCCGGAUGGGACCGCCGGAAUGCUCUAAAGUCUCCAGUGAAUAUUGAAUUGCUGAGGAAUUUGGGAAAAGACAAAUCAAAGUUCCCAUUCCAUGGAUCCCUUAGGUGCGCCUUCCCAGUUUGUGGAUGUGGAUGCACUACCAAGCUGGGGUGACUCAUGCCGAGAUGAAUUAAAUUCCUCUGAUACUACAGCUGAAAUAUUUCAGGAAGACACUGUUCGAUCACCUUUUCUUUAUAAUAAGGACAUCAAUGGAAAAGUAGUUCUUUGGAAAGGAGAUGUGGCAUUACUGAACUGUACAGCCAUUGUGAAUACCAGCAAUGAAAGUCUCACAGAUAAGAAUCCCGUGUCAGAAAGUAUCUUCAUGCUUGCAGGGCCUGAUUUGAAGGAAGAUCUCCAGAAACUUAAAGGUUGCCGAACAGGUGAAGCAAAAUUGACAAAAGGAUUCAAUCUAGCUGCCCGGUUCAUCAUUCACACAGUGGGACCUAAGUAUAAGAGCCGCUAUCGCACAGCAGCUGAGAGUUCCCUUUAUAGCUGCUACAGAAACGUACUUCAACUAGCAAAAGAGCAGUCAAUGUCUUCUGUUGGCUUCUGUGUCAUCAAUUCUGCAAAACGUGGUUAUCCUUUAGAGGAUGCAACACACAUAGCACUUCGCACUGUAAGGAGAUUCCUAGAGAUUCAUGGGGAAACCAUUGAAAAAGUAGUAUUUGCUGUCUCUGAUCUUGAAGAGGCUACUUACCAAAAGCUGCUACCUCUGUACUUCCCAAGGUCAUUGAAAGAGGAGAAUCGAUCAUUGCCGUACCUACCUGCAGAUAUUGGAAAUGCAGAAGGGGAGCCUGUGGUACCCGAACGACAGAUUAGAAUAAGCGAGAAACCUGGCGCUCCAGAAGAUAACCAAGAAGAGGAGGAUGAAGGCUUGGGAGUUGAUCUCUCUUUCAUUGGCUCUCACGCUUUUGCUCGAAUGGAAGGAGAUAUUGACAAGCAAAGAAAACUGAUCCUUCAGGGACAAUUAUCAGAGGCAGCUCUGCAGAAGCAGCAUCAAAGAAAUUAUAAUCGCUGGUUAUGUCAAGCAAGAUCUGAGGAUCUGUCUGAUAUUGCUUCUCUAAAAGCCUUAUACCAAACAGGUGUUGAUAACUGUGGUCGAACAGUGAUGGUGGUAGUUGGAAGAAACAUUCCUGUAACAUUAAUAGAUAUGGACAAGGCUCUCUUAUACUUCAUUCAUGUGAUGGAUCACAUUGCUGUGAAGGAGUAUGUAUUAGUGUAUUUUCACACACUGACCAGCGAAUACAAUCAUCUGGACUCUGACUUCCUGAAGAAACUCUACGAUGUUGUUGAUGUCAAGUACAAGAGGAAUUUGAAGGCUGUUUAUUUUGUUCAUCCCACAUUUCGUUCAAAGGUGUCAACAUGGUUUUUUACCACCUUUUCUGUCUCAGGACUGAAGGACAAAAUCCACCAUGUGGACAGCCUCCACCAGCUGUUUUCUGCCAUAUCACCAGAACAGAUCGACUUUCCUCCUUUUGUCCUUGAAUAUGAUGCCAGGGAAAACGGGCCUUACUAUACAUCAUAUCCCCCAUCACCAGAUUUGUGACCUGCCAUCUUUCAGUGCUUCUUGGUUCCCAGGAUGCCACUUCCUCCACGAAUGCUACCUGUUGAAGUGAUACUCAUUUUUGCUGUACAGAUCCAGAGAGCCUUUUGUCCCCACCUCUCUGGUAUUUUUUUAUUGACUGUAUAUUUUCGGGCACAUAAGCAAUCUAAAAAUGGUAGGCCAUUAUGAACUGCACACAUUUUAAAUUUGUAUAUUUAUAUCAAAUGGAAAUGUUCAUUUUUAGAUUGUUAAUAGAAAUUGGGGAGCAACUUUUGAGUAUCUUUAGUUUCCUGAAGGACACCGAAUUCUCCAUUAGAUAAACCACCAAGACUGUUCACGUCAUCUCUCUAACAUUGCACGCUUCCUUUGUGUACUUAAGUGAUUCUCGAAAUACACAGAACCAAUGUAUGCUAACCAGAUGCAUUGUUUGCUUCAGAUCCAUGGUGUUAAUACCAUGUACGUUUUAUAAAGAUAAUUCGGCUAUGUUGAAAGAGAAUUAUCUGGGACCAAGAAUGUGGAAAUGUAUCUGACAAAAACAUCAAAAUCAUUAGCAAAAUAUAGGGCUUAGAAUGUUAAUGCACAAGUUAAGACUAAAGUUUAAGGACUAAGGUUCCUUGGAUUAUAUGAUUUGUUAAGAUUGCCACAGUUCUGAUCUCAACAGUGUGGGGAAACAAGAAGACUAUAUCCUCAGCCUUUUUCCUAUAAUCAUGGAUGAUUUGGUCUUAUUCACAAGGACUGCACAUAUUAGUACUCUUAAGAACAUCUUCCAAGACUCCAGCAGUGAGCAUUUAGAGAGUGUGUUGUCUUCCAGAGUCAUGAUUGAUUUUGUUUAGCUAUCAGGUCUACUACCUCUAAGGACAUUUCGUAGCAGCAUCUUUUGAGUUGCCUGCAUCAGUGUGGAGGAAGUGUGUCACAGUGAAUAAAUCCAGGGGGCUGAUAAUUGGCAAAAGACCACUUUUACCACUCAGGCUCUAUUUGUGCCUUAGCUUGCUUAUGAGUAAGAAUUAUAAUUAUGCUGCCUACCUCACAGAGGUAUCAUGAAGAUAGUAUUUAGAAAGGGCUUUGUUGUGGUGGGGUAUCUUCAGUUAGUUUUUAAAUGGGAAUAAAUAUAUAUGAGGGAAUGCUACACAGCACUCCCCUUGUCCUUGAUACCAUUUGAGUGAUUUUUCUUUUUGUGGGGCAAGACCUGUUAGUCUAAAAUUCCAAGCCUGAUGACCUCCUUCCUCUUUUGUCCAGAAUCUCUUCUGGCCUGCUCAUCCCCCGAUGCUAUACUUCAAUGAGAGGCAUCUGUUGGCCAUUUUAAACAUUUCUUCUUGAAUUAAGGUCAAACCAUUAUUAUUCCCAUCUGGGUAGCUUUGUACUUUUUUUUGAUGCCUGCAGCCACCUCCCGAUGGCCCCGUCUUCCUCAACCUAUCACAUAAGUUGGCAGUUCAGAGAAAAAAAAAAAACAGAACCUUUCUGUUCUAUCAUGUGCUCCAGAUCAGUACUUCCAAGAGUCCCAUUCUUUUCUGCCCAAACUAAUUCUUCAUUGGAGAUCAAAGAAACAUAUUCUCUUCAUUUAUGAUAGAGAAAUCUCCCUGUAGUGCAUUAAAUUCAUCCUGUAUUUUCCCAUAUAAAUAAGAAGGGACUUUACAUUUUUUAGAUAAAGGUUCUUAUCUUUUGCAUGUAUUGAAAACAUUUUCUUUGUGUCAGACUUCAAAAUUACUCGAUCCUUAUAUAUACAUCUAUGUUAAGGUCCUCUCUUAUGUCCCCUAGGUCAUCGCAUCCAGGCAGCCAGUCAGAUGUCAGAUGUUAAGCUUUCUCUCAAAUAGUACUUUUUUUUAACCCCUUGGGCCCUGUACCUUAAAAGUCUGAAACUUUAACUUCAUCUUCUACAGUCAAUUGUGAGAUCAUAUUUGAGGUAUCUUCUUCACAAGGAGCAGCUAUGAAAGUCUGCCAACUUUUCCUUAUUAAAGGGGAACUUGGCUACCUCAAGAAUCUGGCCCAAACCAUUUUCUGUAUAGAUAAUAGAGGCCAUAAGCUACUUUGCCAAUUUGAAAGGAAGCAAAUUUAUAUAUACAAUUUCUUACAGGCAGUAGUAAUUUUGAAAGGAUGUUCCUUUGCUAUAUUCAUACCAGUAUAUUAAUGUUUAGUAACACAAGCAGGAUUCUACAUAUGCUGAGAUUUUAGUACAAUUGAUGUCUUAAGGUUUAAAGGUGGUACAGAACUGUAUACAUAUCAACUGUGUUUUAUGAUUCAAUAAUGUCUAAAGAAAGAUAAGGACCACUUUUCUCACUGAAACUAAAUUUGAUGCUUUUACAGAUGUCUAUAGUGUUAUAGAAUGAAGUUGCUUCAAAGUAUCAAAUCCUAGAGGAGAAACAUAGUGACCUUGACAUUGAAAUAAUUAAGCAACAUUUGGUAUACCAGUCUGCCUUUAUAAAAAGGUUUAGCCUGAAUAAUACAUGCCAUUUUCAAGGACAUAUUAGAAGAUAAAGGGGAGAGUGGAGAUGACCACCAGCGUCUGAUGUUAAUUCAAAGCAUCGCCAAGUCUUUAAUUUAAUUAAACUUUGGUCAUGCUAAAUGCUAAUUGAAUUGUUGAAGACACAAAUUAUAAAAUUUUUAUUAAUCAUGCAAGGCCUAAUAUGAUUUUUAAAACAAGUACACUUCUUGUUUCCACAGGUAUUUGGGUUCUUAAUUCAUCUAUAUCCAAGUUUCUUGAUAGUGAAAAUUACCUCUUAAAAAAAAUUCAACCUUUUUUAGACCCGUGAGGGCAAAUGGUACAUAUUUUAAAGAUUUUUUCCUUUAAUAUAUAUUACAUAUCAUUGGUGGAUGCUUUACAUUUCUUUUUUCUUUUUCUUUUCUUUUUUUUUUUUUUUUUUUUUGGAGACAGAGUCUUGCUCUGUCACCUAGGCUGGAGUGCAAUGGUGUGAUCUCAGCUCACUGCAGCCUCUGCCUCCCAGGUUUAAGCAGUUCUGCCUCAGCCUCCCUAGUAGCUGGGACUACAGGUUUGUGUCACCAUGCCUAGCUAAUUUUUUGUAUUUUUUUUUUUUCAGUAGAGACAGGGUUUCACCAUGUUGGCCAGACUGGUCUCAAACUCCUGACCUCAAGUGAUCCACCCACCUUGGCCUCCCAAAGUGUUGGGUUUACCAGUAUGAGCCACCAUGCCCAUCCUAUAUUUCCUUUUCCAAAGGAAUACAUCUGCAGUAUUUUGAGAGUAAUUAGCAGAGGAUUUUUAGAGUAUUUUUGGUAGGAAAAAUAAAUGUCGAGUUUUUAUCAAAUUUCUGAAAUUGAAAAGAAAAUAUCACUUCUUUCUAAAGAGAGAUAAGUAUAGUCACUCCAGUAGAAAAAUAUGGCUUGCCUAUUUUCUUCCUCUUUUCUGUUUACUUGGAUGUUGUUUAAUGAUUUCAAACUGUAGGUUUAGUCUUGUCUUUAUAACAGUUAAUGGAGAAGUGAUAAAAUUAGGUAUUCAGCAUAAACUAAAGAUCACUCUUUGUAUUUCCUAUGAUACAUUGACUGUAUGUAUGUAUAUAGAGUUUAAAUUGCUUAAUAUAUGAGCAGAAAUGAUUAGAAUUUGAAGUACUUGAUAGAGGAGAGUUAUAUGGUUCUAGUGGCAGUGGAUUGAUUGUAUUAAGGACCAAAAGAACUACAAGAUAAUAUAAAAACACCUUGAAAACUGGAGUGAGUUAGGUUGUUUUUUUUUUUUUAAGGGCCUUACUAUACCUUUUUUUUUUUUUUUUUUUUUUUGUCGCCCAGGCUGUAGUGCAAUGGCAUGAUCUCAGCUCACUGUAAUCUCUGUCUCCUGGGUUCAAGCGAUUCUCCUGUCUCAGCCUCCCCAGUAAGUGAGAUUACAGGCAUGCACCACCACACCCAGCUAAUUUUUGUAUUUUUAGUAGAGACAGGGUUUCACCAUGUUGGCCAGGCUGCUCUCGAAUUCAUCUGCCCACCUCGGCCUCCCAAAGUGCCGGAUUACAGGCGUAAGCCACCGUGCCUGGCCAGGUUUCUGAUUAUAGUUUUCUUAAGUUGUAAUCAUCAUAAUUAACAUGUGCUAGAGUGUUUUCACUGUGCUGGCACUAAUACUUCUUGGCAUAUAAUUAACUCUUGUUUUGCAAUUGCCUGAGACCAUGAAGAAUGGAGGGCUUUACCUUACCUUAGUCAUUUUGAGUGAAUACCGUAAACUAGGUGGCAUAACAACAUACAUUCAUUUCUCACAGUUGGAGGCUGAGAAACCCCAAGAUCAAGGUGCCAUCCAAUGCAAUUCCUGAUGAAGGCCCUCUUCUGGUUUGUGGAUGAUCUGCUUCUUGCUAUAUUCUCACUUGGCAGAGAGAGAGAGAGACAUCGUUACUUUCCUGUCUCUUCUUGUAAGGCCACUAAUCCCAUUCGUGAGGGCUCCACCCUCAUGACAUGAUUAGCACCCAGAGGCCCCACCUCCAUAUGCCAUCAUUUUGUAUGUUAGAGUUUCAACAUAUGAAUUUGCAGGCGAGAGAGAACAUAAGCAUUGAGUUCAUAACAUACCUAUAAUCUAGGUCGUAUCAUAAACCCAGAGAUGAUAAGGAUUGCCUGGUAGGCCUAACCAUAUAUACAUAUACAUACAUGUACACACACAUAUAUGCAUAAUCUGCCUUUACAUUGUUUGAGUCUGACUUCUGUGGUCCAUAUGUAAAGAACAUAGAGCAAUCAAUAAACUAGUUCAAGCUUUGAGUCUUACUGAACUAGUCCUUAAACAGAUGGUAUCAAGAUCAUUUUAGAUAUUAGUGACUCUCUUGUUUAUUAGUUAUUAUUUUUUACACUUUCAAGAAGAGCAUCUUUGAAUCUUUUCAAGUACAGUAUGCCUUAAAUGUAUAGGACCACUGAGUUCAGGAAGAAAAGCAUAGAUAGGUAUUCUCUAGGUGAAUUACACUAACAAAAUCACAACUGCAGAAUGUGAUCUGAUACUUUUGUUAGACAGUAAAGCUAAUACAUUUUGUAUACAGUCACCAUUUUUUUGAUAAUGUGUUUGGUUAGUGUAAGCACACAGUCAUCACAGACUGAGACAGGACUUUGUUAGACCAGAUCUUGUGAGCUAAAUAUUUAAGAGCUUAACAUAUAUAAAUGAUUUUAAUUGCUGUUGGGUGAAGGAAACCUAAAAAUGCUUAAAUUGGCAGAUCUUACAAUUUGCUUACUGAAAAUUCAGAAAGCUUUUAUGAAAACUUUGCGUUUUAAACUUUUUUUCUCAUUCUGAAUUAGAAGUUAGAUCCCUUUUAAAGAGGGUCUCACUUUAUACAAAUAUAGCCUAUGAAGAACCAAUAGUGAAAUAAUAGUGUUUAUAUUGAACCCCAGGAUGAGACAUUAUUUUUUGACCAUUUACCUCAGGUCUUUCUCUAAUUACCAAAGUUAACCUGGAGAGUGGUUAAAAACCCAGUGAUUGUUAGUCAGCAUUCUCUGUGGAGACCCGGACUAGUGAUUCCCAGACUUCCAUGUGCAUAUAACAAAUCAGCUGACUAUAUUAUUAAAUGGAGAUUCCAAUUCAGUAGUUCUGGAGUGGCCUCUGGGAUUAUCAGUUUCUAACAAGCUCUUAGGUGUUAUCAAUUUUCCUGGUCCCCAGACCAUAGUUAGAGUAAAGGAGCGUAGAUUGCAUUUAGCUUGCAGAUUUUCUCCUUCAAGGAAAGGAGACAGAACUAUCAUUGUAAUUCCUCCUGUGGUCCAGGCACUCUAAAGUUCAUCAUCUCUUCUAAUCCUCUUACAAAUCCUGUGAGGUUGGUGAUAAUAGAAGUUACCUGCUGAAGAUGACACUCACAAGUGGGACUGACCGUGUAGACCGGUUUUCUCAAACAUGAAUAAUGUACUUCAUUUUUUAAUAAGGAAAAAAAUCUCUUAGCUCAGUUUUUGCUUAAUUUAUAUUUAUUAUAAUGUUAUCUAAAUAUAUAUAAACAUAAAACUAGGAAUAAAUGCUUUAUGUUCAUACGUCUUGCACAAGUAUAAAACCAAAACAGGUAUAAAACCAAAACUAUAAAACUAAUAAAAUUUAAAAUAGUAUUAAAUAGUGAUGUUUUG
Molecule: messenger RNA, 7798 nt
Organism: Cercocebus atys (sooty mangabey)
Lineage: Eukaryota; Metazoa; Chordata; Mammalia; Primates; Cercopithecidae
Gene: GDAP2
Product: ganglioside induced differentiation associated protein 2
Exons: 14
Coding region: 299-1792 (497 amino acids)
Source: RefSeq, a predicted model, not a curated record